Mya arenaria is the source of this 395-nucleotide messenger RNA. Its product is annotated as P2X purinoceptor 7-like. Lineage: Eukaryota; Metazoa; Mollusca; Bivalvia; Myida; Myidae. The transcript is spliced from 2 exons. The record is from RefSeq and is a predicted model, not a curated record. Bases 39 to 395 code for a protein of 118 amino acids.
UUAAUUGUUUUAGGUGCAGAUGCAAUAGCUGUAUUGCUAUGCAUACAGAGCGGGAAUCGGUAUGCUGCCGUGAUGUUGAACAAACAAACUUCAAACUGGAUGUGUUCAAUGAAGAAGGCCAUGACAUUGAAUGUAUAAUAGACCACCCCGGGUUUGGCACUGUUUGCCUGGACCGCUAUGUGCUAGAGACUGCAUACUACCAGUACAGACAGCAGUAUAGAGUGCCGCAACAGGAAGAUAAUGAGCAACAGAGAUAUGUGGCAUAUCGCCAGUUUGUCAGGUGGUGUUGGGGAUAUUUGGGAAGAGAGGUGCGUGUUGUACUUCCAUCAUGUGCAGUUCAAAGGAUUAGGGCACAGUUUCCAUCACAGCAGUAUCAGGGAUUUCAGGACUCAUAG